Messenger RNA from Pseudophryne corroboree (corroboree frog), 4698 nucleotides. Its product is annotated as stomatin-like. The transcript has 2 exons. Lineage: Eukaryota; Metazoa; Chordata; Amphibia; Anura; Myobatrachidae. The record is from RefSeq and is a predicted model, not a curated record. Gene Ontology annotation, cellular component: plasma membrane. The coding region runs from base 246 to 1196 and encodes 316 amino acids.
CUCUGUAAAGGGUCAGGACUCAAGACAGUGCUGCGGCUGCCUGAUUGAUUAGGCUGAACGCCAUCCCCGCUGUCAUUGUGCUCCGUGCCUCCCACGUUAAUAGAUGAGGUGGGCAAGGCAGCGGCGCACAGUCUCCUUUAGCCCACUUUCCACCUUUUCUCACGCUGUCAGCGGAAAUGAGUGAGAUGACGCAUGCCAUCACCUCACGUCCGUCUCUCUCCUAAAGGGGAGGAGCUACUGGUACAAUGGACAAGGUUUCGGGAAACAACCCUACCCUAAGCAGGCCGCGAGCGGGACCGCUCAGCAGGGCAUCAGCGCCAGUUAAGUUGGAAACUAUGGGUAAAUGGUUGGGUCUUUAUCCUAAUAAACGGGAUGCAAAUUUUGUUAGAUGUUUUUUAAGUUCGGGUUCCGCUUGCCUGUUGCAAGCGAGAUGUCCGUGCGUGCGCACAGAGCCUUCAAUCCGCCCGAGCUUCGCCGACUGUGUUGCGGGAAAAGUGGAUAGGGAGCUCAGGUUGAGCAGGAUGGAGGGGCCGUUUAAGUCAAUCCCGGUGGAUGACUUGGUCAUCUCCCCGGUUCGGGUGGUACCAAAGAAGACUCCGGGCGCCUUUCGGCUGAUUCAGCAUUUUUCUUACCCGCCACGAGCGUCGGUCAGCGACGCCAUACCACCGGCUCAUUGCUCGGUGGUGUAUCAGUCGUUCGACGAGACGCUAGGUAUGGUCCGCAGCUACGGGAGCGGGGCCCUCAUGGCUAAGAUCGAUGUUGAGUCAGCUUUUAGAUUACUGCGGCAUCCUGUCUAUCAAUUUUGGGGGAAUGAAAUUGACACCGUGGCGGGAGAGUGUAGCCCGCCCCAGGACGAAGUGUCAAAGCUCCGCGAAACUAUUCGCCGUUUCAACGGCUCGCGUAAAGUCACGCUGCGGCAGGCUCAGUCCGUGCGGGGCAUGCUGAACUUUGCUUGUCGGGUGAUACCGAUGGGCAGGGUUUUCUGCAGGAAGCUCGACAGAGCUGCAGCGGGGUGUGCCAGGCCGCAUCAUUUCGUUCGUUUGUCCUCUGAGUUAAAAAGGGAUUUGGCCGUUUGGGCUUCAUUCCUGGAGGAAUUCAACGGGGUGAGCAUAUGGCAAGCGCCAGCCAUUGACAGCGAGAGUUUGCAGUUUUUUACCAAUGCUGCAGGUUCCUCUGGAUUCGGCUGUCUUCUGUAGGGAUCGGGGUGUGCGGCAUCUUGGCCGGCGAAGUGGCAUAGCGAGGGUCUUAAAAAGGAUCUGGUGCUGCUGGAGCUUUUUUUCCCAUUAUGGUGGCGCUGGAAGUUUGGGGCGAUCGGUUGGCUAACCGCAACAUAGUGUUCAGGGAGUUAAUCUGGCCGUGGUACAUGCGAUUAAUAACCAAAGGGCGAAAUCGCUGGUGGUACUACGGGUUCUUGUACAAUUGCUUUUCACUUGCUUGCGUAGGAACCUAUAGUUCAGGACGCAGCACGUGCUCGGGUUGGAAAACGAAAUCGCAGACGCGUUGUCGCGUGGGCAGUGGGAGAGAUUUCGGGGGUUUGGCUCCCAAGGCCGAAGAGCAAGGUUUUCACUGUCCCGGUUAUGUUUGGCAGGUGACCGUACCGGACUGAAGGGUUUAGCGUUGCGGUCAAUCGCGCCGGACACGCGCAAGGUGUAAGGACAGGCUUGGAGUGAGUGGGAGGAGUUUGUCCGGGGGCGGCAACAUCAAGGUAAGAGCAGGCAUCGGCUGUUGCUUUCUGUUAGGUGGCAGCGCUACGUCUCCGACAGGUCACGAGCAGUGGUUUCUCGGUACUUGGCAGGCAUUUCUUUUUCUGCAAGCUGCGAGGCGUCCCUGACGUAACGAAAAGCGAAGUUCUGCGGAAGGCAGUGAAAGGGUGGGCGCGAGUUGCGCCGUCGCCACCAGAUAGGAGGCGGCCAUCGAUGCGGCUUUGUUGCCGGCCGUAAUAAAGGCCGGAGGGCGAGUUGAGUCGUCCAGGUUUGAGACGCUUUUGUUUAGUUUGGCGUUCUCGAUGGCUUUCCACGGAGCCUUUCGAUUUUCUGAGUUGUUAGCGCCUUCCAAGAGAGCAGAUUCGCGUUUGCUGGUCGAGGACUUGGUAGUGGGUGAGAGGUCCUGGCUGUGCAGGUUACGACGCUCCAAGACGGAUCAGGUGGGGAGAGGGCGCUGGGUUACAAUGGUAUCAGCGCUGGAAGAGAGCGUUGCCCGGUGAGGCUGGCACUGCAAUACGUGGGGGUGCGACCCGUUAAGGAGGGGUCUGGGCCGUUGCAUUAUGAUGGGCUGCCAGUCACGAAAUACCAGUUUCAAUGGAUGCUGAGUCGCUGUUUGGCGGGCCUGGGCCUCCCACCCACUGCUUUUGGUACCCUCUCCUUUCGCAUAGGCGCAGUGACGUCGGCUGCUGCGGCGGGCUACUCCAGAACGGAUAUACAGGCGAUGGGGCGAUGGAAAGCAGCGAGUUAUAGACGAUAUAUUCGCCCCGUCGCAUGAGAGGUCGGUUUGCGCUUGGUGCUUUGCGUAAAGUGGCAAUGUAUUAUGCUGUUACAGUUCUGUGAAUUUGUGGUGUUGUGCGUCUGUUGGUGUUACCCCUUUUGUUUUGUUUUUGUUUGUUGUCCUACUCAGGGAUUAGCUACUCGCCGUUGCUGGCAUGAGUCGGCAGCGGGGGUCUGGAGUUAUUUGCGAUUUUUUGCCUGACUUGACGGACUGAAUUCUAAUCUAUAAUUCGGCUAAUUUGGUCUAAUCAGAGUCCCUCAGCAGGUCUUUACGUUUCACCUCCAGCUGAGUUAUUACAUGUGUUUCCCAUUUUAUACCCCCCCCCCCCUUCCACCCCCCCCCCCCCCUGUUUUUAUUUCGUUUAAUUUUAUUUGAUUUUCCCCCUUUGUGUCUUUAAUUGCACUUCUAAAUUGGCAACGAAAAGUGGUGCAGUCGGCUAGGCCGUGACUGCUGCAACAGCGAGUCAUAAAGUUUUCUUUUUUGGCAGAUCCUUCAGUAUAAACAAUGAAUAAGCCUCUUAGUAAUCAAUCUUACCCCUCUUUUUCCCUUCAGGAUGGUUUUAAGUCAAUUUGACCAUUUGGGUGGUUGGCCACUCUUACAUUUACGGGGCGGCCAGGUUUGUGGCCUCAGAAGGGUCUCAGGCAUUGUUUGGAAUACAGGGUGUCAGAUGGCUUGGCUGGCGCGGAAUGAUGUGGGGUGAGCUGAGUAGUAGGUUAGUGAGUCAGGCCAGCAAGCAUGGAGUCCCUAAGGUUUUCGUUGUCCAUCUAGGGGGCAGCGACUAGGGGAAGAGGACAUCCUUGGAGCUGCGGUGGGCCAUGAUACAGGAUCUGGCAAGUGUGACCGCGCAAUGGACCAAUUUGUGUGUUGGUUUUUCCAUGAUGGUGCCGAGAUUGUGUUGGAGGGGUGUGGCGGAUGGUCGCCGGAUUGAUGAGGCCCGGAAAAUGGUGUUAGGAGCUGUGGCACAGUGGGUGCUGUCCCACGGCGGGUAGGGUGGUCCGCCACCCGAGGAUACGGUGCAGAGACAGCCACCUUUUCCGGCGCGAUGGAGUACAUCUAUCCGAGGAGGAGAUGAUGUUUUUUCUGGAGGAUCUAGGUUUCGCUUUGCAGGAGUUAGGGUAGGUUUCUGGUGGCGGUGCGAAAGACUUUGGGGAUGAGUCUUUCGCUGUUGGCGGAAAAGAACGGCAGUUUCGUAUGGUAGAGAAAACUGUAGUGUUUUACAGUUUGUUGUGGUUUAGGUGCACUCACCUCCAUCGACUUAUGGCCGCUUGACCACCCAUCCGGGAAGGCAGCGGCAGGGCACCCAGGAGCGGUGGGUAGUCACUGUGGGGGUUGAGUUGUCACCUAUUACCGGUUUAUGGUAAGCUUUUAGUAAAUUUAUAGGAUUGAGUUAUUUAAGUUAAUUUAGAUUAAGGAGCCGUUCUUUUGGGCCGCCACCAUAUGCCAGAUGGAGCGGCAUAUUAAAUUAAUCUCUUUUUAUUACAGGUUUCCUAAUGGUUAGGGACAAAUAAAUAGCUAGCAAUUUUCUGCCAAAUUCAAGUCUCAGUGUCGUUAUUUCUGGUUAUGAUUAUGAAUGCUUUACUUUCAAAGAAAGGGGUCCACCAAAUAUCACUAAGAUGUUUAGAAGAGAGUAUUGACUGCAUAGGAGAGAAAAGAGUUAAACAUCUGGGGAGGGGUGGACCUAGCUGUUAGGAAAGUACAGCCUUUAAGGGGAGGGCUUGAUAUAUAUAGGGAAGGCGAGGCCAUUUUAAGUCUCUUGGUGAUUUGGUUUCCCUCCCUCCCGCCCUGGUAGUUGGAAAUUGUGGCACGUGGUACUUUGGCUCUAAGUUGUUGGCUGUUUUCGUUGGCUAUUUAUUGGCGGAAAAGAACGGCAGUUUCGUAUGGUAGAGAAAACUGUAGUGUUUUACAGUUUGUUGUGGUUUAGGUGCACUCACCUCCAUCGACUUAUGGCCGCUUGACCACCCAUCCGGGAAGGCAGCGGCAGGGCACCCAGGAGCGGUGGGUAGUCACUGUGGGGGUUGAGUUGUCACCUAUUACCGGUUUAUGGUAAGCUUUUAGUAAAUUUAUAGGAUUGAGUUAUUUAAGUUAAUUUAGAUUAAGGAGCCGUUCUUUUGGGCCGCCACCAUAUGCCAGAUGGAGCGGCAUAUUAAAUUAAUCUCUUUUUAUUACAGGUUUCCUAAUGGUUAGGGACAAAUAAAUAGCUAGCAAUUUUCUGCCAAA